AAACAUUCUCAUAUAUCAUAAGUCUUAUAAGUCCUUACCUCUUUCUUUCUUGAGUAUUUUUUUUCACCCUUAUUAACCAUGCCUACUUCUCUUGAUUAUGAUCUCUCCCAAAAAAACAAGAAAACUCUUGAUUUCAUAGAGGAUAUUACUACACAUGCAGAUGAAAUCCAAAAAAAGGUCCUAGCUGAAAUCCUCAACCGCAAUGCAAAUGUUGAAUAUUUGCAAAGACAUGGUCUCAAUGGCCAUACAGAUAGUGAAACUUUCAAGAAACUUCUCCCUAUCAUAACCUAUGAAGAUAUUCAAAAUGAUAUUAACCUUAUUGCCAAUGGUGAUACUUCUCCAAUCCUCACCUCAAACCCCAUAUCAAACUUUCUCACUAGCUCAGGAACUUCUGGUGGUGAGAGAAAGUUGAUGCCAGCAACAGAAGAAGAAUUUGGAAGAAGAUAUUUACUCUAUAGUUAUUUAAUGCCAAUAAUGAGUCAAUUUAUUCCUGACCUAGAGAAAGGUAAAGGAAUGUACCUAAUGUUCAUAAAAAAUGAAUCUAAAACACCAGGAGGAAUUAAAGCUAGUCCAGUUCUAACAAAUUAUUACAAAAGUUCUCAUUUUCUAAAUAGACCUUAUGAUCCAUACACAAAUUUCACAAGUCCAAAUGAAACUGUUCUUUGUCUAGACUCAUACCAAAGUAUGUAUUCACAACUUCUAUGUGGUCUUAUUCAAAACAACGAGGUACUUCGUGUCGGCGCUGUUUUUGCGUCUGGUCUCAUUCGUGCCAUUCGAUUCCUCGAAAAAAAUUGGAGACUUCUUUGUAACGAUAUACGAACAGGAACUCUCGACCUCCUUAUCACUGACGAUUCGGUGAGAGAGGCUGUUAUGAAAAUUCUUAAACCUAACAAAAAUCUUGCUGAUUUUGUUGAAGGUGAAUGUAACAAAGGUUCUUGGCAAGGUAUUAUAACUAGGUUGUGGCCUAAUACUAAGUAUGUAGAUGUUAUUGUGACAGGAACAAUGUCACAGUACAUUCCUACUUUGGAUUACUAUAGUAAUGGGUUACCACUAGUUUGUACUAUGUAUGCAUCUAGUGAAUGUUACUUUGGUGUUAACCUUAAUCCUCUUUCUAAGCCUUGUCAUGUGUCUUAUACUCUUAUCCCCACCAUGUGCUACUAUGAAUUUUUACCUGUUAAUAGAAGUAACUGUGAGGUCAAUGGAUCAAUUCCACCAUCAACAACAAAAUCUCUUGGUGAGAAAAAAUAUCAAGAGGUGGUGGAUCUUGUUGAUGUCAAGCUUGGUCAAGAAUAUGAGCUUGUUGUUACUACUUAUGCUGGACUUUAUAGGUACAAAGUAGGCGAUGUAUUGAAAGUGACAGGAUUCAAGAACAAGGCACCACAAUUCAGCUUUGUUUGCAGAAAAAACGUUGUCUUAAGCAUAGAAUCAGACAAAACAGAUGAAGUUGAGUUACAAAAUGCAAUGAAAAAUGCAGUGACACAUUUAGCACCAUUUGAAGCAGAUGUAGCUGAGUACACUAGUUAUGCAGACACAACAACAAUUCCAGGACACUAUGUGUUGUAUUGGGAAUUGAACCUUAAAGGGUCAACAAAAAUUCCACAUAGUGUUUAUGAAGAUUGUUGUUUAACAAUUGAGGAAUCAUUAAACAGUGUUUAUCGACAAGGUCGUGUUUCAGAUAAAUCAAUUGGUCCACUUGAGAUUAAGAUUGUUGAGCAAGGUACAUUUGAUAAGCUUAUGGAUUAUGCUAUUAAUUUGGGGGCUUCAAUUAAUCAAUACAAGACUCCUAGGUGUGUGAAAUUUGCACCUAUGGUGGAGCUUUUGGAAUCAAGAGUUAUGGCAAAGUAUUUUAGUCCUAAAUGUCCAAAAUGGGUUCCUGGCCAUAAGAAGUGGAAUAAUGAGUGAGAAUUGAAGAGUAAUGUAAAUUUGGAUGGAUAUUAUAUAUGUAGUUUGACAACUUUCUUGGUUGUUUAUGUGUGGCUAUGUUUGGAUGGACAUCUUAGGGAAAAGUUAGUUGCUCUAAUUAGAAUAAUUAAGUUAUGUUUAUAAGUUUCUUUAGAUCUCUUGUGUUUGUUGUACAACUUUGUGCUGGUUUUUGAAUUUGUAUUAUAUGCAUGGUAACCCAUCUUAUCCCUUGUAAAAAACAACACCCUUUUAAUAAAAAUUUAUCUUUCUUAAUAUCUAAA
Molecule: messenger RNA, 2183 nt
Organism: Medicago truncatula (barrel medic)
Lineage: Eukaryota; Viridiplantae; Streptophyta; Magnoliopsida; Fabales; Fabaceae
Product: indole-3-acetic acid-amido synthetase GH3.6
Exons: 3
Coding region: 79-1902 (607 amino acids)
Cellular component (GO): cytoplasm
Molecular function (GO): indole-3-acetic acid amido synthetase activity
Source: RefSeq, a predicted model, not a curated record